UGACCUCACUGAGCCUGUCACUGCUUGUUAUCCAGAAGUGAUGCUCCAGAGAGCUGUUAUGGCUGCAGCCUCUGAGAUGUGUAGAGAAAAUGGUCAAAUUUGUGUGCAAAGUGUGUGCAAGUGGAAGCAAACCGAGAGUUCUGGAAACAGGCAGGUAUUUCUAAAAUAAUGGUCUUUGCAGUGUCUCCUUCCCUGCAGAGAUGGGGUUUGGCCAUGGUAAUGGUACCUCUGUGUAUGUUUAUCAGGGUCCAAGAGCUCACAUGAUCCUAAACUUUAGAUUUCGUGAAAAUCUUUACAUUUUCAUUGGUUUCUAUUAGCUACGCUGACAGAACAACCAAUACAGAAGCCCAGCAAUAAUGAAAGCAAAGGUGGUGUUUAUAUCUAGUUCAGCUAAGAGAAAUUUAAAUUUAUUUACUUCUAGCGGUGUUCCAGGAAAAGUGGCAGCAACAACAGAUGUGAAGGGGAUUUGAUGUUCAUCCAGGCUGUGUGCAUGAAUCAAUGCUGACAACCAACAAACUGCAACUCCUCUCACUCCUGGAAGUCUCUGGUUUUGCUUCUGCACGGGAAGGACCUGAUUUGCUUCCUCUUGUAUCCAUUGCAUUACUGCUGCUGCUGGGAAAGGUGACACCAGAGGGCUGCUCAGGGUUCUCCCAUGGUGUCACCACCCGAAGGUGUGGCAGGUGUCACCUGAACUCAGCGUUCAGACUGAUGCAGCCUUUGCUCACCUGCUGUGGUGGGGCUGUGACACAUCCUGAGCACCAAACCCAGGGGGAGCACUGCCGCUGCGAUGUGCUGCUAGCGCUGAUCACACCCCAAAACUCUGCUCACGGGAAUUGCGCUGCAAUUCCAGGAAAACCAUCACCCUUUAUGCCUGUAAUCCAGCGGAUUUGAAAGGAAUUAUAAAGCUGUAGCAAGGAGCAUGAAGGGUUUCUCCUGCAGCAGCAAUCCCACCUUCUGACCAGCUCCAGGAGCAGCUGUGUUUAGCAGAAUUCACCUUGCUUCAACAGCUUCCGCAGCUGGGAGAGUCUGAGAUUACCCAGAAAUAUAGAAAGGACCAGGGAAGAGGAGAAGGACAUGUAAACCACUCUGCAAGAUCAUCCCAGGAAAGGAACUAAAGGAGCCAGAAAUUAGGAGCUCCAUGUUGUGUUCCCACAGCCUUAGAAGGGGUUAGAAGCACGCAAUGGCCAUGGGGAGAGGAAGCUACUUUCCAGGCUAAAUCCUCCCUGAUAUAAAUCUGUUCCACUGGCACUGCAUUUUAUCAGGUCAGUGCAGCAGGCAAAGCACGAGAAGUGACACCAGAGCAGGGAGGAGGAGGACAUCAGGAAGUCUCCUAAUCCUUGCUGGGUUGCCAAAUGAUGGAAACGUGAAAGCUGCCAGGAAGAACAGGGAUCAAAAGUGAUACUCCUCUGGUUUGUCUCUCUGAUGCUGCAACCUGGAGACAAGUCAUUUCUGUGAGGAGGUUGUGCAAACAUCAUGUGUUCCUGUGUGGAAAGCAGAGGACACGGCCAGGAGCAACAGGACACGCUGAGCUAAUGACAGAUCUGAAGAAGUGUCAACACCGCAGCCGAACAAGCUCGAGGUGGCAGGAAUGUUGUUCACAGGGGACGUGGGAGUCACAGCAAAUACUCUUUUCAAGGCUGGUUGCUCCUGAUUAAACAGUGUUUUCAGCAGGAAAAGCCAAAAACUUGCCCAGAGGCAGUGGAGUGCUCCAGAUGAGUCCCAUGCUUACUCCAGCAACGGCGGGUGAGCUAUAUCCAGCCUCAGCGUCAAAACAGGGAUAAAUGGAAAACACAUUGGAAAGAGGGUUAUGUCCAUAUGGAGGAGGAUUGACAUCCAUUUCCAAACUGGGAAGAACGUGCUAUACCAGCCAGUUUUGCCCUUGGUUAUCCACCUGAGAUGCCUGUGCAGAUUCAACAGGAUGUUGACCUGGAUCUCUCAGAACAGCUCAUGGAGAGGAAAGACCCUCUGACACAAAACAACGUCACUGGAGAGAGAGCUGUAAUGUCAGGGAGGGCAUCUGGAAGAUCAAAGUGGGAAUAAGCCAAUCACUCCAAGCUGUAUGGCUUUGCAUGGCUGGGUUUUAUUUCCAUUCUUUUGAAGCACAUCUCAUAAGUCUUAACAAGGAAAGAACUUUUGUGUAAAUGAAAAAAAGGCUGUUUGUGUAAAAUUCAGUAAAUUAAAAAAAACCCCAGCCCAAACGCCACAGGCCUGCGGGGAAGAACUGGAAUUGAAUUUCUGUAAUACGGACCUUUCCCAGAAAAGCCAGGCGUGGGUCAGCGUGCAAUGCAACACCACACAUCUGCUAGGGAUUCUGCCCAGUUCCUCCCAGUCUUUUCCAUUUCCAUCCUUUGCCAUCAUUUGAAACCUUUCACGAUGACAACUCUCAACCACAGCCCAGCUCUUCCCCAGCAGGGGCUCUGGGACUCUGGGGCUGCCUGGAGUAGGGAAGAAGACACAGGUGAGAGGGAUGGAGGGUGGUGGGUGGAAGUCACCUCCUCCACCUCGCCUCUGCCUAUGGAGCAGGGUGAAACCAUGUGUGCAGCUGGAAUGAAGCCUCAUUUUCCCCUUCCAGCAGCGACUCAAGGUGUGACCCAGUGUAAGCACUGUGGCGUCUCACGGAAAUGACUCAGGUUCUCAGUGCUGACCUGUUUUGAUGAUCUUCAUCCAGUGGGACAUGGAUUUAUUGUCCUCAUCAGCCUCAAGUGACACCGUUUGCUCUUUCUCCAAGGGCUGGUAGGCAAGCAAGGUGACAACUGGUGAUUGGACGUGACCACUGCUCUGCCCUGGGAGAGCGACAUGUGUGCAGUGGCCUCUCCUCAGCCCUUCUCAAAAUGUUUGUCCGGGAGCAGCCAUAAAUCCGGCUAUAUUGACCCGAAGAUGCAAUCCAAGGCGUUUGAGUCUAGGCCUUAUCUACAUCACCUUAUCUGGAGCGAGAGAGCGAGAUGCACCCCGGGAAGGGAGGGGACUGCGCCAGAGGGAUCGGCCUCGUCCCUUCUGUCCUGGCACAGGGAGGGGACUGCGGGCAGAGCUGGGUAAUGAUUUGUCAUUGCAGGGACUGGGGUGUCUCUCUUUGCAGAGGAAACCUUGGCCGUGAUUGACAGCAGGGCUGUUUCUGCUGCUUCCCUCGCUGUUGUCAAGUAAUAAUGAAGCUUUGUCAGUCCAUCAUGGACAUGGAUAUGCCAGAUUAUGUUGACUCCUUGGACUCCUCUUAUACCAUGCUGGAAUUCGACAACCUCCGUGUGCUCCCCAAUAACACCGCAGAGGCCAUCGCGGCUGAGUCAGCAAACACCAGCCUGCUCCCCAAUGGUGUCAGCUCCCUGUGCUCCAUCUGUGGGGACCGGGCCACCGGCAAACACUACGGGGCCUCCAGCUGCGACGGCUGCAAAGGCUUCUUCAGGAGGAGUGUCCGCAAGAACCACGUCUACUCCUGCAGGUUCAACCGACAGUGUGUGAUAGACAAAGACAAGAGGAACCAGUGCAGGUACUGCAGGCUGAAGAAGUGCUUCAGAGCUGGCAUGAAGAAAGAAGCCGUGCAGAACGAGCGGGACAGGAUCAGCAUCCGCAGGAGCAGCUACGAGGACAACGGCUCUCUCUCCAUCAACGUCCUCACUCAGGCUGAGGCCAUGGCACAGCAGUAUUUAUCCCUGAGCCCCGUGCACAGCACAGACAUUGCCAUGAAGAAGGUUGCCACCAUCCACGAUGUGUGUGAGUCCAUGAAACAGCAGCUCCUGGUGCUGGUGGAAUGGGCAAAAUACAUCCCGGCCUUUUGUGAGCUCCCCCUCGACGACCAGGUUGCCUUGCUCAGAGCCCACGCAGGGGAACAUCUGCUCCUCGGGGUAGCCAAGAGGUCCAUCCCAUACACUGAUUUCCUGCUAUUAGGGAAUGAUUUCAUCAUCCCAAUGCACUGCCCAGAACUGGAAAUCGCUCGUGUGGCCACCAGGAUCUUGGACGAGUUGGUGAAGCCCUUGCGGGACAUCCAGAUCGAUGACAACGAGUACGCCUGCCUUAAAGCCAUCAUCUUCUUUGACCCAGACUGCAAAGGCCUGAGUGAGCCCGGCAAGGUGAAGAACAUGCGCUUCCAGGUGCAGGUGAACCUGGAAGAUUACAUCAACGACCGCCAGUACGACUCCCGCGGCCGCUUCAGCGACAUCCUGCUGCUGCUGCCGCCCCUGCAGAGCAUCACCUGGCAGAUGAUCGAGCAGGUGCAGUUUGUGAAGCUCUUUGGUGUGGCCAGGAUCGACAGCUUGCUGCAGGAGAUGCUGCUGGGAGGAACCACUGCUGAUCUCCAGUACCAGUCAGCACCUCCCAGCCUCAACCUGGAACCGCUGCCGGGACAUGUCCUGCAAAGCAACAUGAGCUCUGUGAUCCACGCUGCUCCAGACCCAUCUCCCGAGACAUCCCUUCCAUCUCCUUCUGCCAGCACAGGAAGUGAAGACUAUAAACUAGGCUCUAGCGCAGGGCCCAGCACCGUAGUGCAGCUCCUGCCUCAGACACUGAUCCCCAAGCAGGAGAUUUUAUAGGGAGAGGAGGAAGGAGAAGGUGGGAGCAAUGUGGAAAGCGUGCUGAAAGUGAAACGGGCCCUUUCUCUUUGCAGAGGCAAAGCACAGCACCCCCCUGCCUGCAGCCGGAUCCGUCGCUCCCACCCUUCCCCGUCCGUGAGCCAAGUGCCAGGGGCAGCCUGCAGAGGAGCCUCACCUCGGAAUUCCCACCACCAUCACCCCCAUGGGAUUGGGGUUCAUGCCCUCCUCAGUAGGGCCAGGACUGCCAGCUCUUCAGGGCAGGGCUCCUCAGUGUGUCUGUGAUCAUUGCUUGGUGCCACCGGGACCCUUUCGGAGCCUUCGGCCGCUCUCUCCAUCAAUCCCAGUGCCUUGCACAGCUCCUGGUAACCCUUCAUGCACACAGCAGGGCCUGAAUUGGGGUGAAAAAGUCUAUUCCCAACACAAAUUUAAUUAAUUACACUCCCAUUUCUCCUGUGGCACGUUCAGCUUUAGGAAAAAUACCGUCAUAACCUUCAGCAGGCCAAGGCCGCCUUGUUCCACCCAGAGGGGCCCUGUUCCCAUAGAGAAGCCAACAUUUAACACUGGCCAGUUGUUAUUUAUAACCAGCAAUGCCAACAUUUUGCUAUUUUCCAUAAUUUCCAAUAUAUCCAGAGUCUAGUUGUGAGCCAGUUGAUGGACUCGACCCUGUGAGCACAUCUAACACAGGACAGCAGCAAAGAUCUCUGCCUCUCACCGUGGCUGCUGGUCUGGUAAACCCCCAAAUCAAGGUUGACUUAUCCCAGCCCCUGCUUUGUAUCUUCUCCAAAUGUUUACUGCAAACAAACCUGGAAGUAGCAAGUGCCCCAAAAUACCUUUUCUCAGUACAGAGAUGUGAUUUUUCUGCAGUUUUAUAUUUCUUUGUAAUGUCUACAAUGUAAACUUCAAGGCUCUGAAUUACCCACGAAAAGGAACAGGCAGGUCUGUGAGCCACUUAUUGUAAAAAGAGUUUGUGUUUAAAACAAGGUGCUUCUGCCUUAAUGUAAAAUUUAAUCAGCAGUUAAACAACAAAUUAAAUAAGCCCAGUGAUGACUACACAGCCUGAAGAGUUCCCAAAGUGCAGUCAUUGUGCCACAGAGUUGAUUUGAAUGAAUGGGACCUUAUUAGAAAGCAAAUUAUCAGAUUUCCACAACACUUAAGCUCAUUUGUCCACCAACCUCUGUCAAACAGCCACUGGGGGAUCAGGAGUGGCUGUCCUGAGCACUGGGGCACGAUGGAGAAUCCCUAGUUCUGACCCUCUGCACAAAUCACCAACCCCCCCCACCCCUCCCUGCUCAUGGCAAAGCCGAGAUGGUGGAGCCCAGAGGGGCUUUGGGGAGCACCUGGAGAUGUGCAGCUGGAGGAAACACAAUCCCAUCACUGAAAGGGAGGUCGGGAAGAGCAUCCGAGCUCCCAGCAGCAGGGGAAUUACAGCCUUGCCAUUCUGCAGCACCAGAACGAGCUGAAAACCAUCAGAGCGCAGCUCCAAUUUCACCUGGACCAGAAUGUUUUAUUUUUCUCCUGCCUAUGAUGAAUUUGAUCUGACAUUUUAUGCUGAUAAGUCUGAUUUGAAACAGCUCUAUCUGGACAGCAGGUUCCACUGCAGGCAUUCCUGCUGCAUGACAGAUGCAACUGUUCUGAGCCAGCACUGCUUCCAGUGCCUCCAGCAGCUCCAUUCCAUUCCUCUUCCAGACAUUAAAGGUACAUUUAUACUCAUUAAUGGUAAGAAAAUAAAUCUAUGGGGGAAAUAAAUUCCAUAUUCUCGUAUUUCAUAGGGACAGUUUGCCUUUUUUCUUGAAUUCAAAACCAAGUUUCCAAGGUUCUCCACCGAUUUCUCCAACACAAAUAUCUAUUUUUCAUUAAAAAGAAUCACCUACGGCUGCAAAGUCUGGCUUUCACUGGACACCGAUGGAAUUCACAAACUAAGAAGAAAAUAAAGUUGUCCAGGCACCAGCAGCUAUCAGAGUCAGCCCCCAGUGUUCAGCUGCUCUGGUGAAGAUUUGCAGCAAGAAUAAUUUACUGUAUGAAGGCCCAAAAUGGGGAGUUUUGCUGUGAAUCUUUCUGGCUUCCUUAUCUCAAACCCCACUGUAAAUUAAACCAAUAUUCUUAUGCAAACACACCUCAGAAGUGGCUAUUUUAUUGGAAUGAUUGGAAUCAUGAUUAACAAAACAGGUUCAAAGCCAUCAUUUAAAAAUAUCUCAUUUGCCAGCUGCUUAUCAGAAUGGGGCACCUCAGGCAAGAAAGCCUUAAAUAUUUCUAAGUUAUCCCUUUCUGUGACAAUUCUCGUAUUUGGCAUCUUUACCAUUGGAUCUGGGUCUAAAAUUAACUUUAUGCUGCACUAUAAUAUAAUGAGAAAUUGCAGAAAUAUUUUGGAGGUGCAAAGUUUCACUUCUGUUAUUAAAAAACUCAGCCUGUGCUUGCUUUGAUGCCUGCUGGAUAAUUUGCAGGGCUAUGGUUGGGGAUGACAAGAGCGAAGUGCAGGAUAGGAGCAGAUGUGCUACUGGAAUACAGGCAGGAAAAAAAAAAAAAUCAAGACAUUUAGAACAUACAAAACCAUGACUAAG
Molecule: messenger RNA, 7078 nt
Organism: Corvus hawaiiensis (hawaiian crow)
Lineage: Eukaryota; Metazoa; Chordata; Aves; Passeriformes; Corvidae
Product: hepatocyte nuclear factor 4-beta-like
Exons: 18
Coding region: 3144-4520 (458 amino acids)
Biological process (GO): cell differentiation; anatomical structure development; positive regulation of transcription by RNA polymerase II
Cellular component (GO): nucleus
Molecular function (GO): RNA polymerase II cis-regulatory region sequence-specific DNA binding; nuclear receptor activity; nuclear steroid receptor activity
Source: RefSeq, a predicted model, not a curated record